Saccostrea echinata is the source of this 986-nucleotide messenger RNA. RefSeq lists its product as uncharacterized. The coding region runs from base 1 to 963 and encodes 320 amino acids. The transcript is spliced from 4 exons. NCBI's taxonomy places the organism in Eukaryota, Metazoa, Mollusca, Bivalvia, Ostreida, Ostreidae. The record is from RefSeq and is a predicted model, not a curated record.
AUGCGUGAAACAGGAAUUAUUUCUUUCAGCGACCCAAACUUGGUGUGUUGUCCAGACAAGGUUUGGGACAACGAAAGAGGAAAAUGCAUCAGUUGCAUAAUCGGGUAUUCGGGAAUUAACUGCUCCACACCGUGUCGUUAUCCGAGUUAUGGAAAGGACUGUCAGUCACACUGUUCCUGUAGGACAACAGAAUUUUGUAGUCCGUCAUACGGCUGUAUACCAAUAUCAACAGAAGUGGACACAACAGAAACUAGUAUGGCAACAACUCCAAAAGAACCAGAAACAAGUUCAACAGCAACCACCGUACAUUCCACCACAAGUACCAAAUCUAGCCCGGAAGUGGUAGCAACGUCUGCUCUCAUCUCUGGAAAAACUAGAAGUACGCGUGCGCAUGAAGUCAUAGCAAACUCCCAAAGUGGCCAGACUAGGACUUCAUCAAAUGAUCCCAUGUUGGCAAAUAGCCCCCUCCUGUUGGGGAUUUUCAUAUUUUGUGGGUUGUUCUUACUCCUCUUUGCCGUGUUGGUGAUAACACAAAUGCGAUAUAAAUGUUCCAAAAAUAAUGACACUCUACACAACCAGGACAUUUAUCCAAAAGGGAAUACACAACUAAAAUCAUAUGACGUUAUCCAAGGCAAAGAAUCAAAAGGUUUGAACCGUGGAUCCAGAGCUGAAACCCCGCCUGAUCAAAGAGAUCCACCGUAUGCAGACAUUGAAAAUUACAUUGAAAAUGAGCAAAAGAUGCCCAACAGUGGCGACCCGAAACCGUGUCAGUCAAAUGGCAACGUUCUUUCACAAAAAGACGGGCCAACACUGGAUAAGACCAUACCAAAGUACAUCGAAAUUGUAGGCUCCCCUGAACACGAGUCAAUUGUUAAAGCAUUUUCGAACGAUUUGGGGGUCAUAAGCAAUACCUACACAAGUGACUGCACAAACCCCAAACAACUGUAUUUGUCUGUGGUUUAGAAUUACAUGUGGUGAUUGUUUUC